Messenger RNA from Cotesia congregata, 609 nucleotides. The record is from the annotation of a GenBank genome assembly. Lineage: Eukaryota; Metazoa; Arthropoda; Insecta; Hymenoptera; Braconidae.
AUGCGUUUAAAUAUUUUUAUGGUGGUUUUGUUAUUUUUUAUUGUAGCGAUAAAUGCACAAUAUGACUUUGACACAAGUGAAGUACAUGCUGAUGAAUUAAAAUGCGUUGUUUGUAGAGCGACUAUCAAAGAAAUAGAAAAUGCCUUGGCUGAAAUAGAUCCUUCUCGUCAAAUUGAAGUAGGAAGUCGUAUAGAUGCUCAUGGAAAUAUGGUUAACAAGAAGGUACCAAUGAUAGAAUCUGAAACUCACUUUUCUGAAAUAUUAGAAAAUGUAUGUGCUAAAUUAGAUGACUAUGUACGUGCGAGAUACAAAUCUAAUAAAAAACUCACGAUACUUAAUUUGAUUUCACCUUCUGGUGGUAUGAAUCCUGACAUGGGUAAAGUUAAUAUUGUCCAGGAUAGUGAUCUCAAUAAAAGUCUACGUUUUACUUGUGAAGAAAUAAUUGAUGACAACGAAGAUUAUAUCACAAGUAUUUUCAAAAAGGGCAGUUCUGAUACUGUCAAUCACAUAUGUACACGAUCUUUGAGUCUUUGUGAAGAUUUAGAUGCUGAUUCUGAAACUGAUGACAAAGAUGGCGAUGAUUAUGAAGAUGCUAAAGAUGAACUUUAA